CAAACAUCAAACCAAUAUGAUGAAUACAAUGUCUUUUUAAACAUUUUAGAGAGAGAGAUUUAGAAAAAAAACGUACUACUCAAGUUGUCUUGUGGUUUCUAUUAUCUCUUGAGUUUUAUUACAUGUUAUAAGCAAAAGUGUUAUGUCACUUUAUUUAUCCUAGAAUAAUGUUUAUCUACUUCAUUUGAUGCAAGUAAUCAAUUAUGAGCUUGUGUCUUUGUUUUAUGCAUAUUUGCUUAUUCUAAGAAUAACUAUAGCACUCAAAAUGUUCAAGAGACAAGAACACAAAGGGGAAAAUGUCCAUCUUGAAAUAUGAUAAUUGUAAUGAAGAUACAAACACAUGUAUGUUCAAGGCUAAGAAAGAUAAAACUUGCAUAGACCCAUAAGAUAAAUGGUUAGUAUAAAUAGUAAAUAUAUUUUUUUUUUUUUUUAAUUUUACUUUUCGUGUUUCAACAUGGCAGAUGCACAUCGCUUUCUAACUUACCUUACAAAUAUAUUCUCAACUCUUUCUGUUAGUCCAGAGAGUCCUUUAGACUUGACACAGUCUUAUCCUUUGCUUUUGGCACUUUUUUCAGGCAACACAGAACAAUUGGCAGAACAGAAAUACAACUUUACAGGCAUUCAGGCGCGUCAAUUUGCUAUCAGUAACUUACUCGUCAAGCACUUUUCAGAAUUUGAAGAUGCUGUAUUAGAAGCCUUGUUAAGAAAGUCCCAUGAUAUCAGUAAACUAUACAAGAUUGUCUCACAACAAUACCAACUGAAGGAACAUGUCAUGGCACCCUAUCUUCACAACACGAUUGAUCAUAUCAUUGGUAUCUUGUAUCGCUUUUAUGGUAUUGCUGUUGUCGAAAAGUUCAUUGAAGCAGCUGUGGUUCAAGUCAUCCAUUUACAACUCAAGACAGCCUUUGCUUUUAAAAACCCCAUUUGGGAACUGAACAAUUUGAUCGCUACAAUACAAGGCGAUGUGGAAUACAGUUUUGCCACGUUAGAAGAUAAUGUGCAAUUUCAAGUCACUGUCAAGGGUCGUCUGGCAAGCUCAGGCUGUAUCUUUUCACAUACACGCAUCGCUUAUAAAAAGCAGAAGGCCAAGGCACUGGCUUGCAAAGACAUCCUGAAUUAUUUUGAAAAGCAUCCCAAUGUCUAUGAACAACUCAUGCAAGUCGCUAGUCCACAAGAUAGUUCUGUGGUCUAUCCUUUACCUAUUCCUAAAGAAGACUAUGUGGUGGCUGAUGAAUUUCCUUAUCCUGAGCCUGCUACACCUACACCACCACAAUCAAAGGCCAAGUCAAAAAAUCAACCUGUCAACUGGUCAACCAAUGAUACUAAUCAUAUGCAUAUCAAUCCAAAUGACUACCAAGAUUCAAUCCAGUUAUUAUCUGAUUUAUUAUUAGGAGAAGGCACAGAGGAUAACGAAGAUGUCAACAUGUCUGAUGAAAGUCCAAAUAAAAAGAAACGCACAAGAGACAAUAAACCACCACAACUGACAGAAAGAAGCGAACCUCAUAUCAAACAAGAGCCAGAUUUAGAAGCAGAGAGUGUCAGCUUAUUAAGUACCAUCAAACAACCUUCACCUCGUCAGUCUACUUUGAAUCACAGGAUCAGUCUUCAGCCUUUGAUUCCUGAACAAAUCAGUCCUCAAGAACAACGUAUCCAAACACAAACCAAUAACAUUUUAGCCACUCCCAAACCACUUGAAUUAAAUGAGAAAGUCUUGAUCUAUUUCAAAAAGAUAUUUGACAAUCAUCAACGUUUACUGCAUCAAUCACUCAGUUCACCUGGUCAAUGCAAGAGUAUAUUCAUGUCCUUGAUUGUUCAGAAUCAAGAUAAAGUAUUUUGUAAAGUCAAAUCUGAACAAAUGGGUCCUAGUCAUGCUCCUUUGUUUACAGUGGAAGUAGUAUUGAAAUCCAAGUUUGAUUCUCAGGUGUUUAUCAAGACAAAUGGUAUAGCUAAGCGUAAAAAAGAUGCAGAUCAACUUGCUUUUUGUAAAUUGGUUGAAAUUAUUGCAAAAUAAUAUUUAUUGUAUAUAUAAAAGAGAGAAAAAAAAAUCU
Molecule: messenger RNA, 2048 nt
Organism: Gilbertella persicaria
Lineage: Eukaryota; Fungi; Mucoromycota; Mucoromycetes; Mucorales; Choanephoraceae
Exons: 2
Coding region: 455-2011 (518 amino acids)
Source: RefSeq, a predicted model, not a curated record